This is a messenger RNA of Leptopilina heterotoma, 760 nucleotides long. Its product is annotated as prisilkin-39-like. The transcript is spliced from 4 exons. The record is from RefSeq and is a predicted model, not a curated record. The coding region runs from base 121 to 684 and encodes 187 amino acids. NCBI's taxonomy places the organism in Eukaryota, Metazoa, Arthropoda, Insecta, Hymenoptera, Figitidae.
GGGAGUCUCUCCAGCUUAUAAGUACUGUCAUCAUUUUAAGAAAUCUUCAUAUAUGUUAUCAUCUCUCAACAGUGUUGGACCCUUUGUUUUAUCUUUCAAUUUGAGUGCAUUUUUAAAAAGAUGAGGGGGCAAAUUUUGCUUUUUGCAAUUAUUUGCACUAUUGGCAUUGUUUUCACUCAAGAUGUUAAUCAGGAGCAAGUUAACAAUUUAGCUGCGGAAAAUAGUGACUUAGCUUUAAGUAAAGAAUCCACACAUCUUUCAAGGCCAAAGAGAACACUGUUUCUGAAAAAGAAAAUUUUGGGCGCUGGUGCAAUAGGCUUUGGCCUCGGACUUGGAGUUGGUGCAUUUAAAAGUUAUAAAUACGGUAGCAGAGGCUAUGGUGGAUACGGAGGCUAUGGACAUGGCUAUGGGCACGGUUAUGGAGGAUAUGGCCCCAGCUACACAAAUUACCAUAGACCAUCGUAUCCCUCUUAUUCGAAUAAUUAUUAUUGGAAAAAGCCAAGUUACAAUUAUGGAUAUCCGGGAAAUUCUGGAUGGACUGGUUAUAAUUAUGCUAAUAGCAAUGCUAACAGUUGGAGUACAUCGGGGAAUCUCGGCCCACUUCAAGCCGGGUUUUCCUCAAGUCAAGCUAAUGCCAAUUCAGGGACAUACAAUGGGUACCAAAAUGGAGGGUAUUACUAUUGAAGCUAAAGAUUGGAGUUUAAGAAAAAUACCAAAAAACUGAUGCGAAAGAAUUUGAAUCCUUUUUUUUUGAAUUAAA